CACGCACACACAGUUGCAUCCUGCUCAUGGUCGUUGGCCUGCCCUCCUCAGCUGCUGCUCCCGCUCUAGUCCCAGACGAUGAAGAGGCCCAAGCAGCAGACGGGGCCGCUGAGCUUCCUAAACUUCUUCAGCAGAAAACCCAAAUCGGAGCCGAGGCCCGAGAGGCCUGUGGAAGCCUGGCCCAAAGAGGAGGUGGCCAUCACCCUGACGCCCAGCGAGCAUCCAGAACAGGACCUCGGCCUCGCAGCAGAAGAGGCUGGAGAAUCAAGAGUUUCUGGAGCAGAAAGAGGAGAAGGAGGAGGUCCACCGGCAGCUGCUGAGGUGGGAAAGGAUGGUGCCGCCACAGCCGAAUGCGUGGGUGGGGUCAGCAGCGGCUCCACUGGUGUCCUGUCCCUCUCCUCCUCCAGCCAGGAGCAGCUAUUGGACGAACACCUGGAGGAGUGCCCACUGUGCCUGCUCAGUCAACCGCGUUGCCACUUCCCACGACUCACCUCCUGCUCCCACCGGGCAUGCUCCGACUGUCUCCGCCAGUACCUGCGCAUCGAGAUAUCGGAGAGCCGGGUGGGCAUCGCAUGCCCGCAGUGCCCUGAGACACUGGCGCCACUGGAUGUCCGUGCCAUCCUAGAUGACCGGGCGCUGCUGGAGCGGUUUGAGGAGUACCAGUUGAGGCGUUUUCUAGCUGCUGAUCCAGAUACACGCUGGUGCCCUGCGCCUGACUGCAGCUAUGCAGUGAUAGCUUACGGCUGUGCCGAGUGUCCCAAGCUGAGCUGUGGCCGUGAGGGAUGCGACACGGAGUUCUGCUACCACUGUCGGCAGCUGUGGCACCCCAACCAGACGUGUGACCAGGCCCGGCGUCAGCGGGCCCGCCACACCUCAGGCGGCAACGAUGCCUCCACGCUGUACGUCUUCAAUGAAGAACCUGGAGGAGACGCGGAGGAGAUCAAAGCGUGCCCUCGCUGUGGUGCCUACAUCAUGAAGACCAAUGAUGGCAGCUGUAACCGUAUGAACUGCACUGUGUGUGCCUGUCAGUUCUGUUGGCUGUGUAUGCAGGAGAUCACCGACGUGCACUACCUCAGUCCCUCAGGAUGUACAUUCUGGGGGAAGAAGCCAUGGUCGCAAACCCGCAAGGUACUGUGGCAGGUGGGCAUGUUGCUCGGAGCACCGGUGGUCAUCUCCCUUAUAGCGGGCAUCGCCAUUCCUGUCAUCAUUGUGGGCAUACCAAUCUACAUGGGCCGAAAGGUCCAUGGUCGCUGUAAGAAAAACAGUAUCUCAGGAAGCAAGCACUACUUGACUGUGGCGAGUGGGGUGAUGAUGUCAGUCUUUGUGUCGCCGGUCAUAGCAGCUGUCACUGUGGGUGUGGGUGUACCGCUAAUGCUGACUUAUGUCUAUGGGGUCGUCCCCAUGUCACUCUGUAGAAACGGUUGGUGUCGACCGCAGAGUGAGCCCCCUGAAACACACAAAAUCCAACUGGAGGACUUAGCCAGCUAUCUUCUAUUCUCUCAUGUAGUCAGUGACCACUGGACGGGUCAGAACAACCCAACGCCCAGUGACACCAGCGUCCAGGAAGUUAGAGUCAGUGUACAGGAAGUGGGCGUCCUCCCAAGUACGAGCACCACGCCCCCAGAGCUAGAUAGCUAUGUGGGAUUGGAUGAAACCACAAAACGCCAUGAAUAUACUCAGCAGGACAGCCCAUCAGACUGCGAGGUGGUUAUUGUGCCUGACAGCAAGCUCGACGACACGCAAGCGGCUCCUCUGAGGGAUGGAACCAAUAUUGAGGUCCGUGUGGAAAUUGAGACCCAUCCCAGAGGCGCCCGCCAGUCCAGCCUAAGUAGCAUCCUGUCUAGCCGAAGCUUGUCAGUGGAGUCCCUGGGACACUCGCAGUCCCAGUCCCAAGACUACAUGUGUGCCUCAGAACUGGAAGGAAGACGAGACGGGGGAGGAGGAAAAGGAGAAGAGCAGGAGGGAAGAGAGAAACCAGGAGGGGAAGCAGCAGGAGGAGACGAAGGGACACCAGUCUUUGAAAUAGAUGGUGUAUGAGGUCCUUCAAUGCAGGCUUUAUACUUGGUUGAAGAUUUAGUCAGGUUUUAUGGAAAUAAACAAAAUCCAUGAGCUGACAUGUCACUGGAUUGACCUGCAAAUCGUUGGCCAAGGUCACCCCCUGCUUCCAAGACGGGCCCUCCCACCAGAUGCCUUCUAGCUCCAGCCUCUAAGGAAGACGCGGGUUUAGAGAGAGCAAAUGAAAAAGAUGCGAGUGUGUGAGUGAGUGUGUGAGACAAAUAGCAUGAGACUAUGACAUAAAAACUCAAGGGGGAUAAACUGUA
Seriola dumerili (greater amberjack) is the source of this 2321-nucleotide messenger RNA. Its product is annotated as E3 ubiquitin-protein ligase RNF19B-like. Gene Ontology annotation, biological process: positive regulation of proteasomal ubiquitin-dependent protein catabolic process; ubiquitin-dependent protein catabolic process; protein polyubiquitination. The record is from RefSeq and is a predicted model, not a curated record. Gene Ontology annotation, cellular component: cytoplasm; ubiquitin ligase complex. The coding region runs from base 79 to 2037 and encodes 652 amino acids. Gene Ontology annotation, molecular function: ubiquitin protein ligase activity; zinc ion binding; ubiquitin conjugating enzyme binding. Lineage: Eukaryota; Metazoa; Chordata; Actinopteri; Carangiformes; Carangidae. The transcript has 9 exons.